Didymodactylos carnosus is the source of this 1902-nucleotide messenger RNA. The record is from the annotation of a GenBank genome assembly. NCBI's taxonomy places the organism in Eukaryota, Metazoa, Rotifera, Eurotatoria, Philodinida, Philodinidae.
AUGACGACUCAAACAGAUUCAUCGAUUACUAUCGAUGAGACUAGUACAACGACAACCAAUACGACAACAGGUAUAACAGCGAGCAAUAAUUUUCUUGGUUUACUACCACCACCCUACUCCAUGUCUGUUCUAAAUUCCACACCAUUAUUACAAACAUCAUAUUCGAAUUCAAAUAUGCCAUCACUUUUAUCAUCGUCGAUGAUUAACACUAAUACAAAUAGUUCUAUAAAUAAUACAUAUGGUACAAGUCGUUCUAGUUCUGGUUAUGGAACAACGUCAUCAUAUACUAUUCCUACUCAAACUAAUUUCUAUCGUUCAACUCCACCACCAACAACGCCUCCAUCAUUUAAUUUUCUCUAUCAAACACGUGAAAAAGAAAAAUUUGAAUUGGGUACAUUGAAUGAUAAAUUUGCUGAUUAUGUUGAAAAAGUACGGUAUUUAGAAGCACAAAAUAAAAAAAUUCAUCUAGAAUCAUCAAUACUAUCGGAGAAACAACAAUCGACUUGUCAACGAAUUAAACAAAUGUUUGAAACUGAAUUGAAAGAGUUGAAACAAGUAAUUGAAAAGAUGUCAUCAGAUAAACAAAAUGUUCAGAAUGUUGCUAAAGAUAUUCAACAGACAAUACCACAAUUGAAACAAAAAUUAUCACAAGUAUUCAAAGAAACAGGUUCAUCUAAAUAUGAUAUUGAAAAACUUGAAAAACAUUUAUCGGGAACUGAAGGUGAUGUGAACAUGUACAAAAGACGUUUGAAUCAUCAAGAUGAUGAACAUUCAAAAUGGGCCCAAUUAAUACAACAUAUACAAAGACUAGUGUUACAAGCUAAAAAUGAAAUUCAGAAUGAGAGUAUCACAAAGACAAAAUGUGAUCAACAAAAACAACAACUCAAAACUGAUAUGAAAUUAUUGUACGACAAUCAACAGCAACGAAUAAAUGAUCUGAAAUUAACUACACUAGGAAAUUCAUCGUCAUCCAAUACCUUCUCCAAUAGCGGUAGUGACCGAGCACAAUUUUUUAAAUCUGAAUUAUCGAAUGCCAUUCGAAAAAUUCGUCAGGAAUAUGAACGACAAAAUGACCUUCAACGACAGGAUCUUCACCAACAAUUUUUGUUACAGUAUACCGAUAUAUCAAAACAAUAUCCAGAAAUACAUUCAAUAUUUCAAAGUGAACGAGAACAAGAACUUGUUCGUCAAGAUGAAGAUAAAGUACGUGGGGAUAUUCAACGUGUUCGACAAGAUAUUACAAAUAUGAAACAAAAAAAUUUUGAAUUAAAAAUUCGUCUACGUGAAGUACAAAUAACAAUUGAUAUGAUACAAGAUGAACGAAAACGUUUGGAUAGUAGACAAAAUGAUGAACUGAACGAAUUGAGACAAAAACAAGAUCGAAUAGGUCAAGAAUUUGAUGAUGUUUCAUUAAAACAAACAUCUUUAGAAAAAGAAAUAAACACUUAUCGAAAUCUGCUGGAAGGUACAUUGAAGACGGUUGUUGAUCACAUAACAGAUGAUUACCAACAACAACAACAACAACAAAGCAGCAGCAGUAUUCAAAAUGGAUUGGCAAAACAGCGGGAACAACGAUCAACGAGUUUGGAUAGAAAUGGGAUAGCAAAUUCAUAUUAUCGUGGACAAUGGUCAUUAAAUAAGCCCUAUGGAACUAAUAAUAAAUAUGAAAAUAUAACAACAUCUUCGUCUCCUCCUCCAACAGCAACAAUAAUCACUGAUAAUACUUCAGGGAUAGCGAAUGGUCUAACUCCGAGUAAAAGUGGGGGUGAUUUGUCAUUAAGAAAUAUACCAGUUAAUGAUCAAUCAUCUUCAAGCAUAGAUAAUAAUAAAUCAUCACCGAAUCGUGUAUCAACAACCACAACGACAACAACAUCUUCGAUGGUUAAUACUCUUCAAAAUUAA